Molecule: messenger RNA, 1390 nt
Organism: Acaromyces ingoldii
Lineage: Eukaryota; Fungi; Basidiomycota; Exobasidiomycetes; Exobasidiales; Cryptobasidiaceae
Product: P-loop containing nucleoside triphosphate hydrolase protein
Exons: 2
Coding region: 167-1324 (385 amino acids)
Molecular function (GO): ATP binding; ATP hydrolysis activity
Source: RefSeq, a predicted model, not a curated record
UCAAUUGGUUCUUGUUCUGCGAACGCAAGGAUGGAGGAAGAGAUGGACCAGGAUGGUUUGUGGGGAGGUUGGACGACGAGGAGGGUGCACCUUUUUAUACCUUCCUCCCCACCUACUCUGUGCUUUCUAGCCCGGCCUGUGCAACAGGACAGAGUGGCCUGUGCCUAUGAGCCUAAUCGAAAGAAGUCGACCAUUUGUCGGACUUAAGGUUCCAGUCCACCACCCAGGAUCCCGCGGCCAAAAUUGCGCACGGGGCAAGUCUCAAAGAAAUCCCUUUUUUUAUUCUUCUCGGAUCUCAGUCUCACUUCGGCCGUAUCUCUUUUUCGAUUGUUUUCUUGCACACGAGACGAAACGGAUGACGAUGACGACGCCUACGACUGUGGCAACGCCUUCGGGGGCCACAGUGGGCGCAGCGCUGCUCUCGGUCCGCGGGCUGAGCCUGCCAAGUGCCGCGGCGUCUACUGCGUCAUCGGCGCAGCCGCCCUGGACCGAUCUGGGCUUUGACCUGCACGAGGGCGAGCUGCUGCUGGUUCGCGGCCCGAGUGGGCGAGGCAAGACGACGUUGCUCAAGGCGCUGGCGGACCUCGUUGAGCCAUUCCCUGCGGCGAGCACGCAGGUCAGGUAUCGAGGCAGGCAACCGCACGAGCUCGUCGCAGGAGGAAAGGCUAGAUGGGCGUGGGCUACGUCACUUUCGUCGACAAAAUCGGCCUCGUCGGCGGCGUAUCGGUCAAAGGUCAUCUACGUCGCACAGAGACCUGCAGCCAUGGGAGCGACGCCCGAGGAGUUCCUGGAGAUGGUGCUUGGCCUCAAAGCAAAUCGCCGAGACGCUGCUCCAAGACUAGACGAGGCAGGGGACGAGGAGCGACAAGCUGCGACAGCUCUAGAUAGACCACAAAGACCAGAGCAAGGGUCCGGAUGGCACAUCGAUGACGAGUCCUUGUCGGCUCUGCAGGAGCAAGAAGAAAGAGAUACAGACAAGAGUGCGACGACUCCAGCGACUGCCCACGGGAUCUCUCGCGAGUGGGGCAUCGCUGCAGCGCUCUGGUCACGGAAUUGGAGCAGCCUGUCAGGAGGGGAGGCGCAGCGCAUCUCGCUCGCCAUCGGGCUUCAUCUCGCCGUUCCGGGCGACAGUGUCUUGCUGCUUGACGAGCCAACGUCGGCACUCGAUGCACAGACGACGGCGCUCGUCGAGGCAACGCUCGCCAAGAUGAUUCACGCUGGCCUUGCCGUAGUAUGCAUCACCCACAGCGACGAGCAACAGGCCAGACUCGUCAACCUCACAGCAAGCAACCGGCGACGGGUGAGGAUUUUGUACUUGGAAUAGCAUCGCAUUUAGUCACGCAGUUAAAUGAAAGCAUAGAAAGCAUUCGCCUUUGAAACGACUGGGUCG